Molecule: messenger RNA, 7064 nt
Organism: Folsomia candida
Lineage: Eukaryota; Metazoa; Arthropoda; Collembola; Entomobryomorpha; Isotomidae
Exons: 10
Coding region: 347-3811 (1154 amino acids)
Source: RefSeq, a predicted model, not a curated record
AAUAAUAUUACCCAAAUAUUAAGGAAACUCUACUUGUUCAACAUUGGCGUUAGGGAUGCGAAUACUUUAGUAAAGUAGAAAAGAUAAGCGACUUAUCAUAAAAAGUAGGCAUACAACAAAUAGCCGACAGUUGACCAAGUUUUACUAAAAAGAGAAACAUUUUCCCAAAUUAUUUACUGUUCUAUAGUGUGAAAACUUUAAUUUUUUGUGACAUUUUUAACUUGUUUAAAGCUUGACUUUACACGAAUUUCCAAUUUCAGAUAUUUUAUUUUACUUUUCUUCCGUUAUGCACUAUCACCGUCGUCACGAGCUUAUCAGUGUCGUGUAGACUGGUGUUUAGAGGAAAAUGGAAGAGAGUGAAACGGAUAAAAACAAACUGUAUUUACAAAUCCUUCAUCAAGACGGAUUAAGGGAGGAUUGUGGUAAAGAAUUAAGAACGAUGGAGUUACAAGCGUACUCCAACGUAAUGGACGUGAUGCGGGCGGAGGGGACGCUCGACAAGGAAAAGAAAGGAGUAAUUGACUCGUUACGAAAAUAUUUCAAUAUUUCCGAAGCAAGACAUAUAGCAGAGUGUCGGAGAGUUAAUUCGAAUAAUAAAUUAUUAGAAAUGGCGGAUAGAUUACAAAUAGGGUUCGAUUCCGAAGCUGCAGAUGAGACAUGGACCGUCGAGUCCUACGGCACAUUUCCACCCUUGCCUUCCCUUCAACGCCGAACUUCUGGAUAUAGCAGAACUUCGUUUUCUCGCACUAUUCUACCAGUAGCAGGACCUAUAGAUGAACUCCAUGAUAUUGUCAAGACGGAAGGCAAUGUCGAAUCAUUUAAAUCGAUUUCAGAUGACGUGGCAGCCUUAGCGGAAUUUAAGUGGCACUCCAAAGUUAAAAAAGUUAAUAAAAAAGUGCAAACCAAAGUAUCAACCAUUCACAGAAACGGUAUCGCUGGGGGAAGCAGUGACGAAUCUGACGUUAAAAACGAAAGAGAACGCUCUCCCGACAUCAUUGAUGCUGGUUCUCCACUCAAGAAGACAUCUCCUCGACGUGGAGUGGUCACGAAAACUACACGAGGUCCUAAAAGAAAAGCAUCCAUGGAACAAUUAGUAGACACCAACCCUGGUAGUAGGAGGCUAUCAAAUGUGGAGACUACCAGAUCUGCUACUGCUUCCACCACGGCUGCAUCCUCGGCAAGAAUUACAAAGAAAAUGAAGUUCAAUAAGGGGUUUGCCAAGACGAAGGGGAAAUUUCCAAAGAUUAAAUUUGUCAAACGACCACGCGAUCCGUCUCCCGAAUUAAGCACUGAUGAUGAAGAUAACCACCGGCAUCAUCGCCAUCAUCAUCAAGGAGUUAUUAAUAAGGACGAUCAUCCGCGAGCGUUGGUGGGGUUGGGUCCCUCCUCCUCCGCCAUUAAUAAUACUGUUGAGAGUCCCACAAUUAGAAUCACUUCGCCACCCAUGCGGCCUGUGACAACCACGACAUCGAGAGGACGCGGAUCUCGGAUGCGUGGGAGGGGAAUGUUCUCACGAGGUCGUGGUCGCGGUGGGAGAGGUGGUCACGCUCUGUCAUCGCCAAAUCUAGGGUUCAUACCCAAUAGAAAUGAUUUAGCAGCCGGCGGAUCACCGCCUCGACAUGUCAUGCCAAUAUCGUCUCCUUCCAAACGCUCACCCUCAACGUCACCAACUAAGCCGUUGAAAGCUUCCAAACCCAAGAAGCCUAAACCAGUCUCGCUAAGUCGGAGGAAGAGCAGGCUGAAAGAAAAGGAGGACGACGACAUGCAAGUCGAAUGGAACGAUUAUGACGAUGACGCCUUAAUCAUAAGUAAUAAACACUUUCCCAUCAUCAAGAAGAGGAAACUUCACCCGGACGAGCUAUCCCACUCGGAUGAUGGCGACAUGAUGGAAAACCCCCUCUUGAGAAAUCAUCACGGUAAAAUUCACCUCGAGAAUGGUGAAGCUCACAAUAGCAAACAAAUUGGUGGCUAUGUCCCGCACGGAUAUCAUCAUCAACACCCCCACUACCACCAGAAUUACUUGUCUCCACCAAAUGACCACCAUCACCACGUCGGAGGAAGAGACGGCUCCCAUCUCCGAAGUCCACAACUCAGUGGUGAGGAGACUGACAGUGCGUCGGAAAAGGGAAGCAUCACUGGAGGCUCCAGAACCAACGAAUCUCCCGGAACGAACAGCAGCAAUGCCAACUCGCCACCACCCCCACCUUCCCGACAAAAACAACGGUUGAAGAGCCCAUUCAACCCUUCACCCCAACUGCCCCGAAUCAAUAUCCCCCCACCAAUCUUCUCUACGAGUUUGAGCAGCGUGCAGAAGAAGAGGCCCCAAAAGCAUAUAAGUGUCGUGGACUCGCUCAACCUUCACUUGCCGACAACGCCCACAGCGUCCAGUCUUGCCUCCUCUGCAAGAAGAGAAUCAAUGCCAACGGGAAGCAGUAUAUUUUCUAACCAAGCUAUCCAACUAUCCAGAAAUGCGGGGGGAAGUCCAGGCAUUUUGCAGACGCAGCGAAAAGCCACACCCCAUAUUUUAUCCAACUCUAAAACAAUUCAAAGAACGUACGUUCCCACGACCUCCUCAACUCCCUCCGGGGUAAUUAAUUCUGGGGGAGGAAUGUGUGUGAGCGUGGGUGGAACGACGAUUAAUUUAUCAACCAGCAACCCGAUAACCUCUAUAAGCAGCACAGCAGGGGGAACAACGGGUGUUCAAGUUCAAACGAGCGUUAAUAUACCAAAUGUUAUAUCUACGUCUUCGGGUAUCAUUCAAAUUCCAAACUCCUCUCCGGCAACUAUUCCAAUGCAGAUGGGGACAACGACGGCCACUGCCAGACCACCGGGGUCCUCACCAAUUAUUCUGGUCCAGAAGACAAAUCCAAACUCUAAUGCUCCGGCGGCAGCAAUUCAAUUGCAAAGCAAUGCGAUGGCUUCAAAAACUGGUUCUCGGGCCGUGAUUUUAAGAAGGACCACUCAACCUCAACAGCAAUUGCCGCGUUCGCAAGGAAAUGUAAUGUUUUUGGAUGUACAAAAUAAGCAGGUUACGAAUCAAAUUCACCCAUUCCUUCAACCCGUGUCCAGGAUUUUAACUGCUCCGUCAGAAAUGUCGGUGCUGAACAUCCAAAGUGGUCAGCCUCAGAGGACACUAAUUCAAUCCUCCUCCCCCGAUCAGCACCAUGAGCCAACGGUUGUUUUCAAAUCAGUUGCGACGCCGUCGAUGUCGCAUCGGAAACAAAAAUUAGUAGGAAGCGAGGUAGUUUUCACUACCAUUCCGAACCAUGUUCAACCUGGAGCAACUAUCCGAAUAGGGCAAAAUGAUACUCAAAUGGCUCAAAUUGAAGCUGAAUUACUGGAAAUGGAGCAAGAAAUUGCGUACGAGGAAGAAGUUGAGACAUCCGAGUCUGCCAAUAACUCUGUCGAACUUCCACAUCAAUCAAUACAAUUUACAAUUCCUACUAGAAACUCUGCAAGUCAUUCAGCCAUAUCUUCCACUAGCGUGUCAGGAAAUUCUUCAGCAGAAGCAAACACGUAUUCAACUGCUGGUAGCGUAGCGUCUAAUUCUACUGUAAAAAUUAUAAAUGCAACGUAUGGUGGAAUACCUGGAGAUAAUAAUGCUCAAAACCACAAUUCCCAAAAUAUGGUGGCCAACCACGAAGAUAUAUUUUCCACAGCGUUAAAAUCAUCCGGAAUUGUGUUUACUGACCAGCAAUUCUUUGAUGUCGAAGAAAUUUGCGAAAGUAAUGACACCCAACAGCAACAGAAUUCUGUCGAUGUAAUCAAUCACAUAAUGCUUGGAAGCCAAGAGAACGGAAGCAAGCAAUAACUAGACUAAAGUUAUGGUUAUGUAGUGUGAACUACUAAUUUUUAUAGCAAAAUGAUGCAUGUAUCUCUCUCUACCUCCUCCUCAUCACUUAUUCAACGUCCUUCCUGGUCUUUUUUUACCCGAUUUUCGUCAUCUACCAACCACGAGUGCAAGAUUCUCCACGAUUACUACGUAGAACUAUUAGGAGCUGCAUAACCGAUACGGUCGGAAUCGCCCACACCCACCCCAUGACCCCACCCACGUACGGUUAAAAUUUCUUACUGUGAUUCUAUUUAUGUUUAGCAUAUCAUUUAGCAUUGUGCCCAUGCGUUUUACCUAGAUUUAUUUACCACUAGAUACUUGACGAGUAAUAAUUUGUGACAAUAACAAUAAUUUAUAGACUAUUUUAUUGACCGCGAUUUAUCCUGUUUUUUUAUAUUGAUCCCAAUAUUAUUAUCAAUAUCGCUAUGUAUUCAAUCGUACAAUACCGGAGUCAAGUUGACAUAUCUUUUUUUUGCCCGUAAUAAUACAUCGUUACUACUUCCGCUACGCAGUUUUAUAUCUUGAUGUUUUAUUGUUGAAUCGUGACCCACUAAUCUGAGGGAUUGGAUUUAAAUCAAUCUCUCGAUGUACAAACAUAUGUACGAAUAAUAAUUCUGCGCGCACAUCACUAAUGUGCCGAGCGAGAUUCUUUUAACCUUUAUUGGAAUAAAUUUUAUUACGCCAGUCGCCACAAAAAAUCUCGUUAAACUUGAUGCUGACUUUGCAAUAAAAAUAUUAUUCAAAAAAUGUAUUUACGGACUUUGAGGACAAACCUAUCACUUUCCUCGCUCACUGGCUCGCUCGUACCAAAAAAAAACUUGUUUCACCUGAUUAGAUAAUUUGUUUAGUUUUCCUUAAAAUAUAUUUACGCCAUGUUUCCGUACUAAAGUAUAAAAUUUAUGUAUGUAUCAUUGUUUCGACAUGAAAGUCCGGUUCUCUCAAAAUUGUAUGUACAUUUCGUGUCAUAUUACUUACGAUAAGUUGACAGGGCUUAUUAAUUGACAACAAUUGAGAAGAUCGUGUCAAACUUUUGAAGUCGAUUAUUUAUUCGUCGUAUCGUAACUAUACGUACGUGCAUGGGGGUUGAUAACGAGAUGGUACAAAUCUAAGUUAGUACAUACGUGUAUGUAAAAUAGUAAUUAACGCUAGGUAAUAGGUUGGAGAAAGGGGAGUACAUAAAUCGACGAGGUGUAGUAUGUAGUAAAUAAUUAAAGUAUUUAAUCUAAUAAUGCAUGCCGAUCGACGAUGACCUUUACAUACACCACGUACAUAUAUAUAUUUAAAGUUAAAAUACAGGUUAGUUUUUCGAACUUUCAAAAAUAAAAGGACGACAUAAUACCAAUAAAAAGUUAAAACUGCAUGUGUAUCUCUCAAUUUAAUUGUUUUACGCCAGCUUUUUCUCACGAAAUCAAGUAUUCUCAUCGUGCUCAUGUCUGUUCUGUAUGCACAUUCAAUCACCAAUCUAAUCGGAGUUAAGUUAAAACUGAACAUAAAUAAAGCGUAAAAUGCAUUCAUUCAACAUUCCUCUUUUGUGAUUUUGAGGUACUUUCUUCAUCGAGCGAGGUGAUGUACUAACCAAAACCAUCAUCACCAAAGACGUGGAUUUUAUUGCAAGUGAAUCACCAAGUCCAAUACUUCACGAGACGAGGGAGGCACGAUAAAAGUGGGAGAGACGAAGCAUGCAGCGUUUUUAAGGAAACCGGUCAUUGACGCUCUUUCCGUGUAGUUGAGGUAGUACUGGUUCAGUUUAGUGGAACGGUUCAACAGUUAGAGUUCCUGACAGCGCAGCAGCAGCAGCAUUUGACUUUUGAUUUGAGGCCAACCUUUCCUCCUCCACGAUGCAACUUUUACCAAGUGCAUUCUCAAGUAAACAUAUCUAACCAAUAUCGUAUGUACUUACGAUAUAAAAUGCAGUCCAUAUACAAAUUACAUGCAUCCACAGACACAAUAACGAUCUAGGUCAAUCAGAGUGUGCAAAGCUUUUAGCCAGUUUUAUUUAAUGCCCAAUCGCCUUUUUCCCCUCUUUGGUUCGACUCUUGACGAAUAACUAUGCACAAUCUUAAGGUCAUAUGGGAUGACGAUUUGGCAUUUUUACCUUGUUUAAAAUCUUUAAAAUUUGAUCAAUUUCACGAAUUUUGAGAUAAAUUCAACUUUUUGAAUGUAAAGUUAAUUUUUGCUACAAAAAAAAAUAUCGAUUUGUCUUAGAAAUAAUUUCUAAAUUUCUAAAUUUUUGUCAAGCAGGAUUUGUUGAUGAUCUUGUAAUUGUAGAAAGAGUUGUGGGUAAUAAUCUCCCAAACAUGCAGAAAGCUCUUGAUGUCCUUUCUAAGGCGUGUUCCGAAAUUAAUAUGAAACCUAAUCCCCUCAAAUGUGAAAUUCUAGUUGUAAACUUUGGUGGUAGGAAAUUAAAUUUUUCCACAGAUUUCUAUAUAAAUAAUGUUAAAAUUCCUGUUGUUGACAAGUUAAAAUUAUUAGGAGUUCACUUCACCUCGAAAUAUGAGUGGAACUAUCACAUUUCUAAAAUUGUGUCUUUAGCAGUGGGCAAAUUGUAUCAAUUAAAAAAAUUAUUCAAGUCUGGUUUUUCUAUUUCGGAAUUAAUUCAUGCUUUUAAUGUAUAUAUUAGAUCUGGUUUAGAAUAUUGUGCGGUCAUUUGGGGUCCCGGUUUACCAAUCAAACUUAUUCACAAACUUGAAAAAGUGCAAAAAAUUGCUUUAUCCAUUAUUUUAAGAAAACGGGUCGAUCAUACUAAUUAUAUUGAUGUAUUGAAUUCUUUCAAAAUUGAGUCUCUUGAAAUGCGUAGGGACAUUUCACUUAAAAAAUUCGGGUUUAAACUAAUAAUUGGUCGUUAUUCUGUAUUUUUGCCUGAAUUCGGUACUGGUUCAUCAAGUAUGAUGUUAAGAAAGACUAAUAUUGUUCAUCAGACCAAUAUUAAAAAUGCAAAAUAUUAUAACUCAACAUUACCUACCUUAAUUAGAUUAAUCAAUUCUGAAUACAGGGAAAAAAACACUAUAUUUAGUUGCAAGUAUGAAACUAUUCUAAUGCUGAAAGAUAAAAAUUGUGUUUAGUUAUAAGUAUUGUUAAGUAUCAUUCCAACUAAUAGUAGUGGCUUAGAGAGUUUGUAAACUGUCGAAACCAUGUAUGUUGCUUACUUAACUAAAUGUUGGUAGAGUCUCCUUCUCUAUUUUAUAACAUGAGGUGUUUUUUUGUAUCACAUAUUAUGAUAAGAUCAGUAUAA